Lathyrus sativus (Indian pea) is the source of this 807-nucleotide messenger RNA. The record is from the annotation of a GenBank genome assembly. NCBI's taxonomy places the organism in Eukaryota, Viridiplantae, Streptophyta, Magnoliopsida, Fabales, Fabaceae.
AUGGACACCGAGCCCCUCCAACGACGCCGUCGAACCAAUGCAACUCCUCAGAACGCCGCCGUAACGGAGAAAAGGUUGAAACGCAGCGAGAUACUAGCAAAGAAGAAAGCCGAUAAACAACUCAUCAAAGAAGCAUAUGCCAUAAAGGACCAACUCGCUUCCUUUCCGGCUUAUCGCCACUUCCAAUUUAAUGGUCUGUCAGUGUGUUUGAAGUCAGGACAUGGCAAUAAACUUUCGUCUCCUGUUAAACGUUAUAUUCAGAAUCUCCUUAAGCUUAACAUGGAAGGGCCAUAUGGAUCUGAGUGGCAAGUGGAAGAGAAGGUGAAGCGCAUAGAAAUGGUUGAUCCUGAAGCAUGCUAUAUAUUCGUGCAUGAGGUUGAUCAUUCAAAUGCUGAUGAGAUGACAACGGUGGUAACUGCGGAAGAUACCAGUGGGUUAGAAGUUAGUAGGCCCUUGGUUGGGUUUGUACAAUACCGCUUUGUUUUGGAAGAAGAGGUACCAGUGCUUUAUGUGUAUGAACUACAGGUUGAGCCUCGGGUCCAGGGGAAAGGAUUGGGGAAGUUUCUAAUGGAACUGAUUGAGCUUAUCGCCCAAAAGAACUGCAUGGGUGCCGUCAUGCUUACUGUUCAAAAGGCAAACUUCUCAGCUAUGAAUUUUUAUACAAGUAAGCUAAGAUAUAUCAUAUCAGCCACAUCACCUUCUAAAGUUAUUCCAAAUAUGGAGAAGAGUUAUGAAAUUCUUUGCAAAACAUUUAAUGAUGAAGCUAAAACUAUUUUGGAGUUAAAGCAGUCACUCAGUACACCAUAA